GAGGCUGGGCAGAGCAGGGUGGCAGCGGCUGGGCAGCGCUGACCAUGGCCAGCGGGUACCAGCUCUGGGCACCCUGGUCCCCCCUGGAUGAGUCCCUGCAAUGGCUGCGGGGUGCCGUGCCCAAGCCCAGCAGCACUAAGCACCCCUUUCGGGGAGGGCAGAGUCCAGCCACUGCCACCGACCUGGAAGUGCAGCUUUGCUUCCAGGGACUCAGCCUGGUGCUAGAGCCCAGUGCCAAGACCGGAGCUGGGCACCCGCAACCCCCUGGAGUGGCUGGAGAAACACGAGGAUGCAGCGCGGCUGUGCACAAGCCCCAGGCCGUGCGGCUCACGGGGCUCGACUCAGUCUUUGGGCACCUCGUGACGGUACAGCCUCCGCACUGGACCGGUUCGCUGCGGGUUUCAGAGCGUUCAGCCUUCUGCCAAGUCAUCAGCCCCCAGCAGCGCAGGCCUCACGGGCUCCGCGAACCACAGGUGCGCAUGGCGAUGGCGAUGUGCCGUCAAAUGCUGCGAGCCAUCCUCCUGCUUUACGCUGCCUACAAGAAGUGUGCCUUUGCGUUGCAACAUUCCCGCUAGGACGACCCUGCCUGGGAAAGGGCAGAGCUCAACGGGAUCCUUGCCUGCCCACCCACAGAUUCACCCAUUCUCCUUCAGCAACAUCAGUUCGUUCGCCAGUUCCAUCUACCUGUGCCACACAAGUCUCCUCCUCUCCUCCAUCGCCAAGCUACUUUUUGCCCACCAAGAGGAAACACUCACUUAACAGCUUAAGCCUGCAAGGAAAAGAAUCAGACUGGCACACAAACCUCAGAUUGUUUACAGAGAGAUGAAACUAAUCAUUCAACAUACUAAAGAAAAGGAUCAUAUUUAUCUAUGCUGUGAACCUAUUCCCUUGCAGCGUCUGGCUCAUGAACGGGG
Messenger RNA from Podarcis raffonei (Aeolian wall lizard), 914 nucleotides. RefSeq names its product FANCD2 opposite strand (gene FANCD2OS). The transcript has a single exon. NCBI's taxonomy places the organism in Eukaryota, Metazoa, Chordata, Lepidosauria, Squamata, Lacertidae. The record is from RefSeq and is a predicted model, not a curated record. Bases 45 to 575 code for a protein of 176 amino acids.